Molecule: messenger RNA, 320 nt
Organism: Oppiella nova
Lineage: Eukaryota; Metazoa; Arthropoda; Arachnida; Sarcoptiformes; Oppiidae
Source: the annotation of a GenBank genome assembly
ACAUUUUACCACAUAUUGAGUGUGACUUCAGUUGACAUCUACUUCUUAUUAGACAUUCAUUGUUAUCACUCAAUCGGUAACCACUAAUUGGAUCAACUCUUGACGCAGUCAUCAACACCAGUGCCAACUGACACACACAGACAAUGCCGGCGCCACGCGAUGGACACAUCGUGAAGAUUGCGGUCGAAAUGGACACAAGUUUUUCCGGAAACUAUAUGCCGCAACUUCUGGAGUUCGACCAAAACCGUCCGCUUUCAGCCAUCAUCCAAGACCUGUGCGCCGUCUGGUCUCUCCAAGAAGCCGAGCACUACUCCCUGCAG